AUGGAAACAGACCCCGGAUUCAUUGCUGCUCUCGAGGAGGCAAAGCAAGGUUACGCCGAGGGCGGAGUUCCUAUCGGAGCGGCCUUGGUCUCCAAGGAUGGAAAAGUCCUUGGCCGGGGACAUAAUAUGCGCGUCCAGAAAGGGAGUGCGGUUUUACAUGCGGAGAUGUCUGCUCUUGAGAACUCAGGUCGUCUUCCCGCUUCGGCUUAUGAAGGUGCUACUAUGUACACAACCCUGUCACCCUGUGAUAUGUGCACGGGCGCCUGCAUUCUCUACAAGGUGAAGCGUGUUGUCAUUGGCGAGAAUAAGAGCUUUAUGGGAGGAGAGGAAUAUCUUAAGAACCGUGGCAAGGAACUGGUGGUUCUGGACAACGAGGAGUGCAAACAGUUGAUGGAGAAAUUCAUGAAGGAGAAGCCGGAGCUUUGGUAA
Aspergillus alliaceus is the source of this 429-nucleotide messenger RNA. Its product is annotated as cytosine deaminase. NCBI's taxonomy places the organism in Eukaryota, Fungi, Ascomycota, Eurotiomycetes, Eurotiales, Aspergillaceae. The coding region runs from base 1 to 429 and encodes 142 amino acids. Gene Ontology annotation, cellular component: cytoplasm; nucleus. The transcript is spliced from 2 exons. Gene Ontology annotation, molecular function: diaminohydroxyphosphoribosylaminopyrimidine deaminase activity. The record is from RefSeq and is a predicted model, not a curated record.